CGACGCUGCUGCUGCUGCUGGUGGGGGGAGUGGGAGAAGCGGCGGAUAGCUCCGCGCGCCAACGCUGAAGCCACUACGACUGCCGCCGUCGCCGUGCGCUCAAGUGGCGAGGAGGAGGAGGAGGUGGUGGUGGUGGUUCGUGUCGGGAUGGGCGGCACAGGCAGCUCGGAGCCUCCUGUCGGCGGCAAAGGGGCCUCCGGGGGCGGUGAGUGACACCUCUGGGCUUGCGCUGGAGUGCUGCUGGUGGUGCCUGCUGGUGGUGGUUGGUGGUGCUGGUGGUUGUGGAUGGGAGUGGCUAGAGAGUCGAGAGGCGUGCGGAGGGAAUUGUCUCAAGACGCGGGGCUGUUUGUAGAGACGCGGAGACACUAACGCGAGGAAGCUCCGGUGACACGAGGAGACCGCGGAGACACGGGGAGACACGUGGAGACACGGGGAAAUCUGUCGGAAUUCGCCACUGAGACGGGGACUCGUUGCUGUACCCACGGCCGCCGCGCAUCGGAGUCGAACCGGGAACUUUCGCUCCGUCUCUCUGUCUCGAUAAUAUCAACCAACGGGACCACAACUACAGUCGCGACAGCAGCAGUCAUCGUUUAUAUAUAAAACAAAGCACCAUCAUCAUCAACAGCAGAAUAACAACAACAACCAUCAUCAUCAUCAGUGUCGGCAGCAGCAGCAGCAACAGCAGCCGUAUCAAUAUCAACAACAGCGGUAACAACAUCACCAUCAAAUUCAUAAGCAGCAUCUGCAGCAUUCUCAGACCAGGUCACUAUCACCACCACCACCAUCAGCACCACCAUCAGCACCACCACCAUCAGCAGCACCACCACCAUCACCACCACCAUCACCAGCACCAUCAUCAUCAUCACCACCAUCAGCAGUAGCAGCAUCACCACCACCACCAGCACCACCACCACCAUCAGCAGCAGCAACAGCCCCGUCCGCGCCACCAGCGAUGCGCCCGCUCAACACGUGCGCCGCGAGACAGCCGCGCCGCGGACUCGACACCUGAAAUCCGUGGUAGUCCCCCCACCACCCCCACCACCCCACCACCCCCCACGCUGUGCCAUGCCGGUCCCACACCGCGACUACGAGAGGCGCGGCUCAGGGAGCCCGGCUGCCGCGGGCCGCGUCGGAUUCCGGGCAGCCCUGGUCGAGAAGGACGGUGGAGGUGGAGGAAGAGGUGGUGGUGGUGAUGGAGGAGGAGGAGUAGGCGACGGGGUCGGAGGAGGAGGUGGUGGGAGCUUCGGCCGCGACGACGUUGACUCUCUGCUGGGGCUGCAGUCGUCCGGGGGUCCCGGGGGGGGUCCUGGGGGAGCCGCGGGGGCUCCGGGGCUCCAAGGGGACCCCUUGUCGGGGAUGGCGAUGCGCGUGCGAAGCGGGAGGCACCAGCCGCGUCGUGCCCCGGGCUACCGGCGUCUGCAGAACGUGCUCUACAACCUGCUGGAGAGACCCCGCGGGUGGGCCUUCAUCUACCACGCCUGCGUGUUCGUCCUGGUGCUGAGCUGCCUGGUGCUAUCCGUGUUCUCCACCAUCCAGACGUACCAGGACGCCGCCUCCAAGGCAGUGCUGCUGCUGGAGUACAUCAUGAUCGGGGUGUUUGGCCUUGAGUACUUCGCCCGCAUCUGGGCGGCCGGCUGCUGCUGCCGCUACCGGGGAUGGAGGGGACGAUGCCGCUUCGCGCGGAAGCCGUUCUGCGUCAUCGACAUCAUCGUGCUGAUCGCAUCGCUGGCCGUGAUCAUCGCCGGCACCCAGGGCAACGUGUUCGCCACGUCGGCGCUGCGCUCCCUGCGCUUUCUGCAGAUCCUGCGCAUGGUUCGCAUGGACCGGCGCGGCGGCACCUGGCGGCUGCUGGGCUCCGUGGUGUACGCACACAGCAAGGAGCUGAUCACGGCGUGGUACAUCGGCUUCCUGGUGCUCAUCUUCUCCUCCUUCCUCGUCUACCUCCUCGAGAAGGACGAGGACAACAAGUACUUCGAGACGUAUGCCGACGCGCUCUGGUGGGGCACGGUGACGCUCACCACCAUCGGCUACGGGGAUAAGUACCCGGUGACGUGGGGGGGGCGGCUCUUGGCGGCCGCUUUCGCCAUCAUCGGCAUCUCCUUCUUCGCGCUGCCCGCCGGCAUUCUGGGCUCAGGCUUUGCCCUCAAGGUGCAGGAGCAGCACAGACAGAAGCACUUUGAGAAGAGACGGAGCCCAGCAGCAGGCCUCAUACAGGCAGCGUGGAGGAUCCACGCCACGGACCCGUCCCGCGUGGACCUCACCUCCACGUGGAGAUUCUACUACGAGUGCAUCCCGUCGCUAAGGCAGAAGCUUUCCCUCCGCGAGCGACUGUCCAGCCCGGUCACGCAGCUCAUGAGGAGUCGACCUAACGCCGGGCCCAGCGGCGGCUGCUCCGGCUCCCUCACGCAGCCCGGCGGCGGCGGCGGCGGCACGACCGGUUCCCCCGGCGGGCACGGCCCCGACAGCAACGGGCCCGGCACGGCGGCGGGGGCCGUGACGGUGGACGCCGUGCGCUCCGGGUACAGCUCCCCCGCGGGGCCCGGCAGCGACGCCCCCUCGCCCGCCGCCCGCGUGCCCAAGUCGCGCUCGUUCAGCGAGCGGGCGCGCCUGCGCACGUCGCUGCGCAGCGUCCUGCACCACCGCGUCGGCACCGAGGGUGCGCUCGCCGACGACAUGUUUAGCGAGGUGGGGCUGCCGGGAGACGUCACCCGGGAGAACUUUGAGCCCGUCGUCAAGAACGGCAUCCGAGCCAUCAGGGUGAUGAAGUUCCUCGUCGCGAAGAAGAAAUUCAAGGAGACGUUGAGGCCGUAUGACGUGAAGGACGUCAUCGAGCAGUACUCGGCAGGGCACCUCGACAUGCUGGGCAGAGUCAAGAGCCUGCAGGCCCGGGUCGACCAGAUCCUGGGCGUGAGGACCCACUCGGGGCCUGUGGAGCGGAGGGGCCGCGACCGCGGGGCGGGCCCCGAGGCGGAUGUGCCGUGUGACGAGCUCAGCCUGCUGGGCCGCGUGGCGCGCGUCGAGAAGCACGUCCAGGCGAUCGAGCAGAAGCUGGACAUUCUGGUCGACCUCCACCGCCGCAUCCUUGCCGUGCCUCCGGCCGACGACCCCCAGGCGCUGCCGUGGCCCCCUCCUCCCCCGCCGCCCCCUCCCGCCCGGGCGCCGACCGAGCCGCGGGCGCUGGCCUACGACCUCGAAACGACCGCUCCGAUUGCGGCUCCGACCGUCGUCGCCGCCGCCGCCGACAACGACCACGGUUACUUCUCGGCGCCCAAACCCACGUCGACGUUCGUGCGUCUCGCCGACCGCGGGGAGCCUCCGCCGCCGCCGCUGCCGCUGCCUUCACCACCGCCCCACGGCAAGCAGCGGUCGCGGUUCGGCGCCAGGCGGGCGCACCCGGCGAGCGAGCCGUCGUCGCGCGUCGACCCGGCGCCGCCGCUGCCGCCGCCGUACUCGUCUUUCGCGGCCGGGGCCUCGCCGUGCGGCCGCGCCGGGGGCCGCAGGUCGACGGCCGAGGGCCGGCGGGGCCGGGCGCACAGCCUCGACUGCCUCGAGCGGGAGAACGGCGUCGGGGUUCCGUCGACGGCGGCGCCGGCGUCGGCAGUCUCGCCGGCGGUGGCGGCGGGCGAGGGCUGGGCGCGUCUGGCGGCGCAGGAGAGCCUGGGCAGCGACGACGCGUCGCUCAGUUGGCAGGACGUGGUGCUCUUCAUCAGCGACGAGGACGCGCAGCACGCGGACGCGGCCAGCGAAUGCGACGCCGACGACGCGGUGGCGGCGGCGGCGGCGGCGGCCGAGAGGCGCUCGGGGCUCGCGUGACACGGCCUCCCCCGGGGGCAAAGGUUAACGGUGGCAGCAGGGUGAGGUGGAGGGUGAAUCGCAGCGCGGGUUGCGGGCGGCUUCUGCCCUGAAGGUGGGCCCUCUGCUGGCGGGGUCGUGGAAACGCCGACCAGAGCUCCGGUCUCGCGUGAAAUUCCCCAACUCCACCCAUCCAAGUCCUCGCAACCCACUGCGGCGCCACUUCUCCACGUUUGAACACUUCCUCGCUCCCCCGCGCGCAUCACCCGAUGAUUGCUAAACAAAUCCCACGUGACAUAGGACACGCGUGGUGACACGUAAAAGAUGUGUUUAUUAAUUGGAAUCGGCACUCGCCAUGUCACGUGGAAUAUGUUUAUAAAUGGUCAGGCACUUGCGGCAUGUCGCAGCUUAAUUUAAACGGAGACCGUCGGUAGAUAUGUGAAGGUGGACUGUGGUGAGCUUAGGAGCACUGGAUCUGAUGCUGCUUCACCCAAAUGGACCCAGACCUGUGCAGGCACCAGGGUACCUCGCAUGCCUCCAUCUGGCAUGGUUGGGCACAAAGGACAAAUGUAUACCUACACAUGUUAGAACCCAUUGAGAUAAACCUGUCUCAGUGACAAGCGUUGCCUGCUGGGGUAAGAAAGAGAGCGCAGCGGUUACAGAAAAACAUGAACAACAAUACAAUUGAUUAUCUUGCAACUUUUCAGUUUAGCAACUUUAUCCAUUACACGUUCACACGGGCAACGUGGCUGGGCUGUUGCUGGCUCGGCGAGUGGCAGUUGAGGCCACUACAGUUUUACGUCUUAACACUGCGGUCCCAGGGAUAUGAUCUCGCCCUUGAACCAGUGGUGUGGAUCCCGAGUUGAUUGAGUCUCUUCAGAGGACAAAUGCUUUUGAUUUCCAACAAAAUGGUACCUGUACUUUUGACCGCCCCAAGGGAAACGAUGGGCUGAGUUGACCCCCGGACGGGAUUUGAACUGGUAACGUUCCAAAUGCAGGGCGAACACACUCGUCGCUUGCACCACCCUGGCGGCUGGCCCGAGUCUCCACUCUCAGCCCGUUUAAUAUUGAACACAGCACGACGCUGCUGACUGUCGGCAAAGAGGCAGAAGCGUUACGGUCCUGUGGCAGGGCCAGGUCUGUCCGUAAUACAGCGACCACUGAUGACAUCUCUACACCAAAUGUUGAGAACUCCCCAGAUAGUGCUCGCCUCAGAAAAAUAAUGAUGGUGGUGGUGAUAAUGGUGAUGAUGGUGGUGAUGGUGAUUAAGGGCUAAGGUGGCUUUGGCUGGGAUUCGAACCUUGCAAUCAUGAUCCUAGUCCUCUUCCAAAUAGACUACGGAGGUUGCAACUCCCAAUCUUGUGUGAUCCACCAAUCCAACGUCCAUAAAUAAAUGUGUGCUCAUGGAACACUACCCAGUCAGCAUUGAUGACUUAUCAACAACAACAACAACAGGCAGCGGAAAUAUUAAUCAAUGAUCAAAGAGGACAUGAACCGUCACAGUGGCAAAGUGGCAACCCAAAGGAACGACUACGAAAGAAUUAAUGAACUGACAAUGGCAUCACAUCAGAGUAACAACAAGUAUUUAAUAACGCGCGACGUAUCAACUUGUAUUUAAGCCGGCGAGGGUUUCGCGGACUGGUGGCGUGGGUCUGCAAGCACGGUUCAUCGAUGCAGACGCAGCGGCGUUGGCCGGCGAUGGGAAAAAAAACGCGGUGAACGAGCGUCGUCACCGCCGCCGCCGCCAUUGCCGUCACGGCCACCGCGGCGUUGAACCGGCGGUUUUCCCAAAGUGCACGCGGUUUUAAACCACGCGCUGUCGGUAUGAAUGUACUGUAACUCGCUGACCUCAUGCAGAUAAUCACGUGUUUAAUAAGGCAGUACAGUGCUGGAAUGAGAGGAAGAAGAAGAAAAAAAAGUUGGGGGAAAAAAUCAACCAAACUAAAAUUGGAGUAAAAAAAUAAAGAUGCGGGCUUUUGUCCGUAGGUAUUCGCAACCCUAAUGCGCACACCGUUACGUCUCGGUGCGUAACUAGUCGGACCCUCACGUUGGACAAUUUUUUGUUCUUUUCAUUCCAGUGCGUGGCUGUCUGUCACACGCGCGUAUCGCUGUACGGGGCAUAUUCAUUGUGCGCUUAAAACGUUUCAAAAGCCAAAAGUGGGGUUUGUUUCAUCGCUGAAAGUGAAAUCUUGUAGACGUACGUCAUGUAUUGGCCAAAUGGGCCUCCUUCCAGAUCAGUGUUACCAGGGGGAUUUAGGUGAACUGAGGCAACUCUGCACUGGUUUCAACUUUAUUGAACGUCUUUAGCGAGGUCUAGACACUUUAAACUGCGCCACUGUAAUGGCAAGGCCAGAGUGGGUCAAAGUAACACAUGUCGGCUUAUAACCGUGGAAUGAUAUUGCAAAUUAACAGACAUAACGUAUGGGUAAUGGUUUAUGUUCUCAAAAAAUACACGCGACAUUACAAGCAAUAGAUGUAGUUGAAUUGAUAAAAGACUUGAGUUUUCAAGGGAUGUUAUAUUAUACAACAACAACAAAAUCUGCUUUCCUGAGUGGCCCAAAAUUAGAAUUCAAAAGUGUCACCUUCUUUAGCUCCUAGGCAUUUUAACAAAACUGCAGAAUUUUCAUUACAAACUCCACGACUCCUCUUGCAAAGCUGAUAAGCUGCAUGGUCAGCACAAGCCCAGGGAGUCACCGGAAUUCGACUCGGCAACGAGUUAGGAGGCGAGGUCGGGGGGCACAGUGGUACGUGCCCAACACAAAAGAACCCGGUUAUCCCGGCGACCCCGUGAUGGUGAGUACACCAUGCUGUACUCACCAUCACGGUGAGUACAGCAUGGUGGAUAAAACGCAUCAAAUUGGAUGGGACAUCAUCGACAUUGAAGGGGGGCUAAAUUAGUUACAAUUGCGAUCAUUAUUACCGUACUUAUCAUUUAUGACGAUGCCUUUUCAGAUGAGACUCAAAAUACUGCUUAGAUUCGUCAUCUCAUUCCCAAGAGAAUUCUGGGGGUCCGGAAAUAUGCAGGCACGGUGGCCAACUUGAACUGCGACAGUGUGGAAUUCGGUAGACAUAUCGGCGUUUCCCCUUCUGACUUCACAAAUCAUCGCGAUGAUGCGACGUCAGGAUCGACCGAUCAGCUUUGUAAUGCACGGUGUCGUUUGUGUCAUCUCAUUUGUUCCAUCUAAAUCCGUUUGUCCUCUGAAAUUAGUUUCGUUAGCCUAAAUAUAAUUAGUAUAUUUGCAGGCGAAUACGAUAAUUGCAUGAAUCGUAUAACUAGUCGAUUCUUUCGCGCAUGGCUCGAUGCAUGCACCGCAAGGAGAAAUAUAUAUCGAUGAAUCGCUGCACAACAAAGUAAAGUUGCCAUCCUUAUCACACGAGAACAAAGAAACGAGUUGCACCCGUGGGUUUAAUUCACGUGUCCGCGGUGAGGCGGUUUCCCUCAGUGUGCCAGACAAGUGGGGCUCACCGACAAAUGAACAGCCGCCGCCUUCUGCCGUAUUGCCAGACGCCGCCUCUGCCGGCCGUGAUUGGGCCAAGCACUUUUUAUUUUGAUGAAACCGCCUUUUAUAUUUCACGUGGUGACAGUGAUUAGACAACAGUGGACAUCAUAACCCUGAGCCCUACUCGUCACUCGCCUGUAAACACUCAUUAAUUGGUCUAUCACACGUUGAUGUAUAGAGGAUAGCAGAGCUUGGGCAAUUGUUGGCAGCGCCGGCUAACCUCAUGACUGCUGCUGCUGCUGUUGCCUUCCCCCUUCCCGCUUGUCUGUGGUUCCUCCUCCCCGCACCCCGUGAGUCGUCCCCUGUCUUUCUCUCUCUCCCUGCGGGAGCGAGCGAACAGCGUGCGAUGGCAGUACAGCGUUCAAAGUUCGUUAAUGUCGUCGCUAUUAUUGUUGCCCGACAUUUGGACGGCACGAACGAGGAUGAGGAUGCGGUGUGACGGCCGAACGGCGCACGCGGUGCCGCGGAUCCAUCCGGCGAGCGUUCCUCCUCGUAGCGGCUGUUCGCACGUCUGUGCUGGUGAUCCUUCAGGCUCCACGUCGUAUCGUUCGUUCCGUUCAUUUGAGUUGCGCUUUAUUUUGUUCGUUUGCCGGAUGAAGGAAAAUAGUUGCCCCCCCCCUCUCCUCGAGAUGAAGACGCAGAAUUUCAUCGUCCGUUUUAAUCCACACAGGCGCACGACUGCGUAUUGCACGUGGUUAGGGGUUGGGGUUGUGCGUAUCUUGUAUAUAAGUCAACGUAACUGUCCUCUGCUGCUGAUCUUCGUAACAGGAUGAUGAUGAUGAUAGCGAUGUAGCCAGCCGGACGCUGGUGACCUUGCGUGCCGUGGAGCGGUGUGUCUUAAGUUAUUCACGCACAUUAUUUAUUGUCACGCAGUUUGCACGUGUGUGUGUGUGGUGUGCACGUGUGUGUGUGGUGUGUGUGUUGUGUGGUGUGUGUGGUGUGUGUGUGUGGUAUGUGUGGUGUGUGUGGUAUGUGUGGUGUGUGUGUGGUGUGCACGUGUGUGUGUGUGUGGUGUGCACGUGUGUGUGUGGUGUGCACGUGUGUGUGUGGUGUGCUUGUUGUGCACGUAUGUAUGUGGUGUGUGUGUGUGGUGUCCACGUGUGUGUGGUGUGCACGUGUGUGUGGUGUGCACGUGUGUGGUGUGCACGUGUGUGUUUGUGUGUGGUGUGCGUGUGUGUGUGUGGUGUGUCCACGUGCGGUGGAGUGAGUGUCACGUCUGCUGUGUUGUUUUGUUGGGAGCGGUUGGAUCGGUGGUUCGUGCCCGCGGCGAACCGAGUUCGAUUCCAGGCGCAUGGCCAAUGUCAGUGGCGAUUAUCCCCACUGGUUCAGGCCCUCCCCUAGGUCGACUUGAGUGGCUGCUGCGGCGUUCUUACCGCUGGGGAGACAAAGACGGCCGAGCCUGGUGCUCGCUAACAACAUUUGCGUCAACAACCUGCGCAGGCUAUAGGAGGGAACUUUGUCUUGUCGUGUUGUAUGUGUGCGCAUGCAUGUGCGUGUGUGCGCGUGUAUGUAUGUGCCGAUGAUUGGUGCCCAGAUUGACCUCUGCGGAGGAGGCUCGUGAAUGACGCUGCUGCUACUGGGCAGAGCAGCGAGGCUCACAACAACGAGCGGAGCGCCGGGUGGAUAAAACGCAUCAAAUUGGCACUGUGGAGCACGGGUGGUUCAUCAUCUGCCAGUCAUCUCAGUCGAUCAACCCAUGGCACCUGGGUCUGUCGAAUGACCUGUCGGCAAGCCUCCGACACUGCACCUAGCCUGGCACAAGCGCCGUGGUGACACCACCGUCACUUCGUAGUCAAUGGCUUGUAUGCGUGUGUGUUUUUAUAUAUUUGUGUAUUUGUGUGUGUACAUAUGCUUGUGUACGUAUGCUUGUGUGUGCAUGGCCAUGUAUGUGUACUUGCAUGUAUAUAUGUAACCAUAUGUUUGAGUAUUUAUUUGUGUAGAAUAUCAUGUAAAUACACGACUUCAUGUGUAUUCACGUGCAUGUAUAUAUGUACAGUGUGUAUAUAACGCCGCCACCCACGGUCAACUUGCGAAUGUUAAGCCAACGUUGGGAUGUAGUUGGAACCGCUGGGUAAUCGAUGGCCGAAUAUUCCAUCUUUACAGAGCAUCAGCACUGCGCGAAGUUUCAUGGACACACGCACUUGUAGAGUUCUGUAUUGUGUGUGUGUGUGCAGUUGAGGUUGUGUAUGAUCUGUGUACAUGCGUAUGUAUUAGGGCUGUAACGAUAAAUUCCCUGGCAAUUUGAUUAAUUGUCGCGAUUCAGGGUGAUGAUUAAUGACACUGUUAGCAUAGUAAACAGCGUAAGGCAGUCGGGUUGAUUGAUGCACUGAUCCACUCCACAGUCGCCUACUUAUCACUCGAUUAUCGCUACUACCGUGAACUUCAACAAAGGAGAUGUCAUCUGGUUCAACAAAAUAAACUUUGACUUGUU
Molecule: messenger RNA, 9723 nt
Organism: Lethenteron reissneri (Far Eastern brook lamprey)
Lineage: Eukaryota; Metazoa; Chordata; Hyperoartia; Petromyzontiformes; Petromyzontidae
Product: potassium voltage-gated channel subfamily KQT member 4-like
Biological process (GO): potassium ion transmembrane transport
Cellular component (GO): voltage-gated potassium channel complex; membrane
Molecular function (GO): voltage-gated potassium channel activity
Source: RefSeq, a predicted model, not a curated record